Orussus abietinus is the source of this 1957-nucleotide messenger RNA. RefSeq names its product mitochondrial carnitine/acylcarnitine carrier protein. Gene Ontology annotation, molecular function: O-acyl-L-carnitine transmembrane transporter activity. The transcript has 7 exons. The record is from RefSeq and is a predicted model, not a curated record. Gene Ontology annotation, biological process: carnitine transmembrane transport; mitochondrial transport. The coding region runs from base 244 to 1107 and encodes 287 amino acids. Lineage: Eukaryota; Metazoa; Arthropoda; Insecta; Hymenoptera; Orussidae. Gene Ontology annotation, cellular component: mitochondrial envelope.
GUGCGGUUCCCCGGGUUGCAACAAUGUUUACCGACCGUAGCCAUCCUAUCAAGGUGGCGAACAGCUCGAGACUGAAGCAUCGUCAUCAUUUGUCUGAAUGUCACAUCGAAAUUGGAGUUUGAUACGCACUGAUGGAUGCGGAAGGCAGGUUAUAAGGCUAAUGAAGUUCGGUCGCAGAAAAUAUUCUGACUGGCAGAAAAAGAGUGGAUAUUAUGCAAAGCUCGAGAGGCUCGACUACUCAACAUGUCGCAGGAGCGCAGUCCCUUAAAAUAUUUAAUAGCUGGAGCUUUCGGAGGAGUCUGCACGGUGUUAAGUGGACAUCCUUUAGACACGAUCAAAGUUAGGAUACAAACGAGGCCGGAAGAAUACAAAGGCACGGUAGACGCAGUGCAGAAGAUUCUCACGAGAGAAGGACCUCUGGGACUGUACAAGGGCAUGAGUGCACCGUUGCUGUCGAUCGUCCCCAUGUUUUCGAUAACCUUCUUGGGGUUCGGAUUUGGCAAGAAACUUGUCAGCAAGCCGGAUCAGGAGGUCCUCACGAGGCCGCAGCUCGUCCUCGCAGGCAUGUUCAGUGGGGCCUGUACGACCGUGAUUACGGUGCCAGGGGAGCGAAUUAAAUGUCUCCUGCAGGUGCAGGCUGUCGACUCCAGGAAGUAUACCGGCUUUGCGGACUGCGCCGUCAAGCUGUGGAAAGAGGGUGGAAUUCGGAACUUCUACGUCGGGACCUGCGCCACUCUGUUAAGGGACGUCCCCGCCACCGGCGUAUACUUUUUCACCUAUGAAACCAUCGGCGAAUUUCUCGCCAGGACUUACGGAGAGGCGGCGAUGUGGCAGCCUUUGGUAGCCGGUGGUUGCGCCGGGAUCAUGAACUGGGUGGUCGGGAUGCCGGCCGAUGUAAUGAAGUCUCGUUUGCAGACCGCACCUCUCGGGACGUACCCUCGAGGGGUUCGAUCUCUUUUCCCAGAGCUGGUGCGACAAGAGGGUCUCCUGGUAAUGUAUCGGGGAGUAGGCCCGGUGAUGAUCCGGGCGUUCCCUGCUAACGCGGCCUGUUUCGUCGGCCUGGAGACAGCCAUGAAGUUCCUCGACGCGUUCCUGCCUUGGCUGUGAUUAUCGUCACCUUCAACUGGAAUAUUAGAAACUUUUCAGGGCGGUGGCUUUGCAGAAAAAUGGCGGAAAAAGGUCUGUCCAGAAAAUGUGGCACCCGGACUGUGCAUUUAGGGGCAAUAAAAAUGUCGAACACGGAGAAGACUGUUUAACAGAUGUCAAGGCAAGCCAUCAACGUACCGAGUGUCCUCGGUGGUGCGUUUUCCCCAGGCGUUAUGAAAACCAAUAAUCGGAGGUGUACACUUACCUGAGUACAAGAGCACUCUUACAUGCAUCUGAAUCGCUCCAGAAUGUUCAUCGAUAAAUACCCUUUAUUCAAACAAAGUAACAUUGAUGCUCACUUAAAGCAUACCUUACGAACUUAUACAGUGUACUCGAUUAUCGGCAACAAUACAGCAGUAACGCUGGAAACAAAAAAAUUAACGGUAAUGUCGACAGCGUAACCGGCAAUGACAAGAGCAAUAAUAAUGACUCGGAGUGACGACGAGACCCGUGAUGACGGCGAUAACACAACACAAGUGAUAACAUUAUCAAGAUCAGUCAUGAUACCGUUCGACUAUCGCUACCUUUAGUUUAUUAUUACUCUCAGUACACGGUGCUGAUUAAAUUAGAAUUCACGGUAACCAUCUUCUGCCUUGGGUUCCUCGUUAAUUGAGAGAUCCUCGUUCUACACCCUUUAUAUACAUUUUAUCACGCUCUAGUAGCCGUGGUAAAAGUCACUCGCGGUGGACGCGCGUGUAGAACGACAUGUCUUUAGCGAGCGUUCAACUCACCGUCCAUUUUCCAUCGACCGUCCGCAGUUUUCGCUUCUUCUCUCUUCCAUCUUCUUCGGCGCCCGGAUUAGCGGGAUUUG